ACUAUCCAAGUAAUCGUCUUUAAAUCUUCUUAUCUCGCUCGAAUACAAAUUCUAGAAUUCAUAGUCUCGUUUCUCAAUCAGUACUUUCCACAAUCUCCCAAUACUCAAAAUAUUCAUUACAAUGUUUCUUGUUGACUGGUUCUAUGGAGUUCUUGCAUCACUUGGGUUAUGGCAUAAAGAAGCAAAGGUCUUGUUUUUAGGACUUGAUAAUUCUGGGAAGACAACGUUACUUCAGAUGUUGAAAAACGAGAAAUUGGUUCAACACCAACCUACACUCCAUCCAACAUCAGAGGAGUUAACCAUCGGAAAGAUCGUGUUUAAGGUUUUCGAUUUGGGUGGACAUCAAAUCGCACGAAGAGUGUGGAAAGAUUACUACGCCAAGGUGGAUGCGGUGGUGUAUCUGAUUGACGCAUCCGACCAGGAGAGGUUCGCAGAAUCGAGAAGGGAACUAGAGAAUCUCCUCUUAGAUGAUGCUUUAUCAACUGUACCGUUCCUUGUGUUGGGAAACAAGAUUGACAAAUGCACUGCAGUUUCGGAAGAGAAUUUGCAGCAUGAUUUUGGUCUCACCGGUUCUACAACAGGCAAAGGAAUUGUAAAUCUUGCAAACUCAAGUAUACGACCUCUUGAGGUCUUCAUGUGCAGUAUUGUCAGACAAUCAGGUUAUGGGGAAGGAUUGCAAUGGAUCUCUCAGUAUAUCAAGUAGAAGAAUAUACUUCCAGUCGUAUGACUCCAGUAUCUAUAAAAUAGUGCGAUUAUCAUGUUAUUUCUUUUUGCUGCAUAUAUUGUAGCUGCAACAGAGUAUUGAAUAGUGAAAUUUAAAAAUAAAAAA
Papaver somniferum (opium poppy) is the source of this 829-nucleotide messenger RNA. Its product is annotated as GTP-binding protein SAR1A-like. The transcript has 3 exons. The record is from RefSeq and is a predicted model, not a curated record. Gene Ontology annotation, molecular function: GTP binding; GTPase activity. Gene Ontology annotation, cellular component: COPII vesicle coat; endoplasmic reticulum exit site. Gene Ontology annotation, biological process: membrane organization; vesicle organization; endoplasmic reticulum to Golgi vesicle-mediated transport. NCBI's taxonomy places the organism in Eukaryota, Viridiplantae, Streptophyta, Magnoliopsida, Ranunculales, Papaveraceae. The coding region runs from base 122 to 703 and encodes 193 amino acids.